GAGAAGAGAUUGUAAGACCAAGGCAGCAGGCAGGCUGUGCGUCAGCCGGCACUCCAUAGGGAAACAUGGAGACGAGCAGGCGAUGCUGAAGAGGACAGAGCACACCUUAACAGGAUCAUAUAGAUGGAUGGUAUUUCAUCAAACAGGCAAUCUGAAGGCAGCCCACGCAGAGGAUAAACCACUUAUGGACGCAGUGGAUUAAAGACCUACAGACAGACUGAGAGAGAGAGGAAGACGGGGAAUAGAAGAAGAGAAAUUAAUCAGUUCAGUUAUUUAUUUUCAUUGUCUGUGUGUGCGCACUUUCUGUCAGAAGGAGUGUGUGUGCAUAUGUGUGUGUGCCUGCAUAUAGAGUAUGCGUGCAUAAGGCAGGAGACUGCAUUGCCGCUCUCCGGCACCACAGGACAGACGAAACGGGCAGCCGAGCAGAUUACAUUCUGUGUUUUUCCCAUUAUUUCUGUCUCUCUCCCUCUCUCUAUGCAUGUGUGCGAUCCCUGGCUGUGCAGCAAAGCGCAGUAUAUGUGUGUGUGUUAAAGCUGAGAAUGAAGUCUGGCGUGAGCCACAGAGUCUCACUUUAAAUAUUUUUGUCUGAUCGUCAACAACAGACUUGGAGAAAAAGAGAAAUCUGAGGAGGAGAAUCUUUUUUUUUUCCUUUUUGUUUUUUUUUCUUUUGUCAGUUAUCAUGUCACCGCUCCAGCUGAAGCUUCUGUGCUGAUCAGGGUGGCGUCUAUGCUGGAGGCUCGGAGGUUUGAAGGGCUGCCACCGGGGAAACUUCUCGGCUCUACACCCCAGAGAGGUGGAGGCAUCAUCAGGUAGGAGGUGGCAGAUUGAGUGGGCCUGAGCGGAAGGCAGGCGAGAGAGUAGGAGGAAGAGUUCUGCGUUUGUGCCGUAGACUGUGUAGGCAGGCCGAUGGCAGGCCGGUGGAGCUGCCUCAUGGAUUAAACUUCUGCUGAGGGAGAAUAAUGGCAGCUCUGGCCCUACUCUCCUCCGCUCUCACCUGGAAAGGCCACAGAGAAGCUGGAAAGUGCUAGCCAAAGCUACAAAGAGCCCACUAAGAGGAUGGAGUGAACAGCAACCUGCUACCUUUCCCCAACAGGCCGGGAGAGCCCUGACACAGCUGUGAGGGGCCACGUUUUUUUUUUGUUUUGUUUUUUUUAGUCCACCUUAUUUCCACUUCUUCCACACUAAGCUAGUGGGAAACUGAAAGUGGCCUAUCUUGAUUUGUGUGGGAGUUCACUCCCUCCCACUCCCUCCUUCACCUCCUUACCCCUACCCUCACCAACCUCCAAACUCCGCUCCAUGGAUUGGUUCUAGCACCAACCUGUCCUUUUUCCUUCCUUCUUUUUUCUUUUCUUUUCUUUUUCUUUUUGUCGAGGCUUCAGGGGAAUUGCCAAGACCUGUUUCAUGCAUGUCCACUGGCGGCAGGUUCAACUUUGACGAUGGGGGGUCAUACUGCGGAGGGUGGGAGGAGGGCAAGGCGCACGGUCACGGGAUCUGCACUGGACCCAAAGGCCAGGGCGAGUACUGCGGCUCCUGGGCCCAUGGGUUUGAACUGCUGGGUGUCUACACUUGGCCCAGCGGGAACACCUACCAGGGCACCUGGGCUCAGGGCAAGAGACACGGUGUGGGCGUUGAGAAUAAAGGCCGCUGGGUGUACAAAGGCGAGUGGACGAAUGGCUUUAAAGGACGCUAUGGCGUGCGGGAGAGCACGGGGACAAGCGGGAAGUACGAAGGGACGUGGAACAACGGCCUGCAGGACGGAUACGGAACAGAGACGUACUCGGAUGGAGGUGUGCCACACAGCCUUGGUGGCAGCAGCGUUCCAGAUUGA
Messenger RNA from Neolamprologus brichardi, 1828 nucleotides. The record is from RefSeq and is a predicted model, not a curated record. Lineage: Eukaryota; Metazoa; Chordata; Actinopteri; Cichliformes; Cichlidae.